AUGUCGACUUCUGGAGAAGAAAUGUCUGACGAAUCAUUACUACCAUUACAGGCUGAAGAAACAAUCGAAAAAUUUUUCAAAAAAAAUAAAACCUGGUCAUUACUUAAAUUUUUGAAAUUUAGAGCAGAAAAUGACGAUUUUACAUGCAAUAGGAGAAAGGAACAUGGUUUAUACAAAAAAGCUUUAGACGUAUUGGCGGUAAAUAACGCCCAAGCUCAAGAUCUUCUUCCCGGUUUUAAAACAUAUGUUACUGCCAUAACGCAACCGGAUGCCUACGUACCAACUGGUUAUUCACAAGCUAUGAACGAGAAGUCUUCUGAAGGUGUCAUUAAUUUCUGGGCAAUGAUAGAGAAAAAGUGUAAUGAAGAAAGAAUCGAAAAAGAACGG
Molecule: messenger RNA, 387 nt
Organism: Funneliformis mosseae
Lineage: Eukaryota; Fungi; Glomeromycota; Glomeromycetes; Glomerales; Glomeraceae
Source: the annotation of a GenBank genome assembly